AUGCCCAGAAAAGUAGCACCAGCUCCGCCAGACUUCACAACACCGCCGGGUACUGUGCGGUUAAUUGGUGAGGAUGGCAUUGCCGAAACGCCUCAAUUAGUGAAGCAGCCGAUGCCGACUGACAACCCCAACGAUCCUUUAAACUGGUCGCGUGCUCGCAAAUCCAUGAACUUUGUCCCUAUUCUCGCAGUCACAGCAAUCAUCUUUACCCAAACUUCCUUACCACUGAUCUUCUGGGUCCUUUGGAACCAAGAAUUCGGAUGGUCGUACGGCCAGCUCAACAACGCUAACGCCCUCAACUAUGUCGGAACCACUGUUGGCUGUAUCCUCUUUAUCCCCCCAGCGGUGAAGUACGGACGUCGAUCGAUGUACCUGCUUACGACGGCCAUCAUCUUUGCCAUGGCUAUCUGGUCGGCGCGUAUGAAGACACUGGCAGAACUAUAUAUAUCCCAGUUGAUAUUUGGACUGGCUAGUGCGACCAACGAGAGUAUUGUUGAGAUGACGAUUGCUGAUUUGUAUUUCGUUCAUCAACGCGGUAGUGCGAAUGGCCUAUACAUGGUCAUGGUUAUGAUUGGUAGCUUUCUGAGCCCCGUGAUUGCAGGAUACAUGGCCGCGAAUGGAAACUGGAGGCUCUGCUAUUGGAUCACCACGGCAGUCGAUGGUGCCCUCCUACUGUACUUCUGUUUCUUCUUCGAAGAGAGCAAGUAUAUACCCCGUCUCGAAGCUCAGCAACUGUCCUCCGAAGUUCCAACUUCUAUCCCGGCUUCGAAAAAGGACAACACCUCGGAGACACAGACAGGUGAAAUGAGCACGUGCGUCACUUUGGAAACAUCGAAUGCCCCGUUACAUCGAAUCAACUCUGAUGUACCGCUUCUUACAUGGCGUCAACGCAUGCGCCUUGUCACAAGAACCGACGAAAGCCUAUUUGGCAUCAUCCGGACAGCUCUCGUUAUCUUGUUUCGCUUCCCAGCAGUCAUGUACACAGCCCUCACAUAUGCCUUUUGCCUCUGUUGGAUUUCAGCUCAGGCGUCGAUUAUAUCUAUCGUUUUCACACAGCCACCGUAUAACUUCGGCACUGUCGGGGUUGGAAACAUGAGUUUGGGAGUCUUUUUAGGCUGUCUUCUUGGAUCGGCCUACGGCGCAGUUUCCGAUCGAGUUAUUCUUUGGUUCACAAGAAAGAACUACGGAUAUUACGAACCGGAAAUGCGUCUCCAGCUGAACCACUUCCCAGCAGUUUGUAUGAGUGGUGGCUUUGUCAUGUUCGGUAUCACUACAGCAAAGGGUAUGCAUUGGAUCUAUCCAAGCAUUGGGAGCGCCAUCUUCGGUUUCGGCCUUGGUGGUCUGAGUGAUGUUGCGCUUUGCGUGACUAUCGAUAGCUACCAAGCGAUCACUGGAGAAGCAUUUAUCGGUGUCGCUUUUAUGCGUAAUGCCUUUAGCAUCGCAAUUUCGUUCGCGCUCGUUCCAUGGCUCGAUGCUCAAGGCCUACAGAACAUGACAAUUGUCAUGGGGCUAUGGGCACUGGCUAUGGCUUUUCUUCAUGUACCAAUGAUGAUCUGGGGCAAAAGAAUCCGUGAGAAGACUGAGGCGAGUUACAAGAGGAUGGCGACAGGGACUAGAGUGUAA
This is a messenger RNA of Fusarium verticillioides 7600, 1623 nucleotides long. RefSeq lists its product as hypothetical. The transcript is spliced from 8 exons. Lineage: Eukaryota; Fungi; Ascomycota; Sordariomycetes; Hypocreales; Nectriaceae. The record is from RefSeq and is a predicted model, not a curated record. The coding region runs from base 1 to 1623 and encodes 540 amino acids. Gene Ontology annotation, biological process: transmembrane transport. Gene Ontology annotation, molecular function: transmembrane transporter activity.